Messenger RNA from Schistosoma spindalis, 4323 nucleotides. NCBI's taxonomy places the organism in Eukaryota, Metazoa, Platyhelminthes, Trematoda, Strigeidida, Schistosomatidae. The record is from the annotation of a GenBank genome assembly.
GUGCCGCAGCCAAUCUUUAAAAUAUGACCUUCAAUUAGGGUAGCUCAACUCACGCCUGAAAUACUUUGAUGGCGUUGCUUUUUUAUGAACAUUUAAAUCGUGUCCCAGCCAAGAAAAUCAAAAUUUCGGGGACAUUCACAACUACUCCUAUCAUUAUUGACAAUGGAAAUUAUGAGUGUCGUGCCGGUUAUUCACAUCUUGAAGAACCUCAUAUAACUUUCCCAAACGUAGUGUACCGUCCAAGAAUGUCGAAAGGUGUUCUUGUCGGGAAUGACAUUCAAGAUCUGGAGUCUGUACGUCAUAGCCUGAAGUCUCCGUUCAUGGACAAUCUUGUCGUUAAUUUAGAUGUACAAGAACAGGUACUGAGCCAUGUCUUCGACAAGCUCAAUGUCCAAGAGCCGCUUACUAAUCCUGUUGUUAUUAAUGAAGUAUUAUGCAAUCCCGGAGUAUGUAGAUCUCGCAAGUUAUUGUUUAUUUCUUAAUUUACGCAGAGCUAACUGAGCUACUGUUUGAAACCUACAAUGUCCCAAAGCUGAUGUUCUACGUUGACUGUCUUGCCUCCUACUAUAACUUUCAACGUUUUGAAAAUACCGGUAAACUGAAUGCAACUUUAUUGGUUCCUCCUGUUUUACAUUUUUUAUUUAGUGGUUCAAAAGAGCUGAAAGUUUAUACCUUCAUUUUGAAAUCGUAUUAAUCACUUGGUGGCCCUUGGUUGUGGGACGAAUUUUCAAUAUCUUUUUUUAUUCGUGACAUUACUAAUUACCAUCGUUUCUUUUCGACAAUUCGUUAUAAGAAUCUUUCCGAGAUUGAGAUAUUGGAUCGAAACCGAAAAUUCUGUACUUCCGUACAUAGUUCGGACAAGUAACCUUCAACUUAAUCCCACGAUCAACUUUAUCAACUGUAAAGUUUUCGCAUUUUCUCUAGCAGUUAAUACUCACUAGAGCAGUUUAUAACCCGAAAUUUUUACCACGUGGUUUUGCCAUUAAUGUUCGUGCUGUUCCACAAAUUUAGUUCUGUUUUAUUGGUUGAAUUAGUUCGUCCCAAUACCCAAGUUCUGGUAAAUUUUGGGGAAACCUCCGAAGUCAAAUAACCUUCACCAAAGUUUGGGGAAAAACCCUAAAUUUAGGGAAAUUUUGGGGGUUUUGGUGCCCUUUCCCCAAAGUUUACGAUAGCGGCUUCACCAAAAUUGGGAGCUCGGGGUUACUCAAAUGAUUUUUUGCAAAUAUCUUUAAUAAACUGCUUGUAAUCUUUUUGUACUUCCACUUGGUGUCUAUUUGAGAACCUCAAAAUCGAACAAUAUACUUGUCCUUUGGUAGGAAUAUUUCACCUGGGCUUUCAUUCAUAGUGGUCAGAUGUUGAACGAGGUCUUUGCAUUUACACUGAAUUUUUCGGGUUAUCAACCGAUUAGUUUUGAGACAAUUCGUAUAUGCUAAGUGGCAGACGUAUGUACUGGUCGUAACUAUGUUUAAAAUAGGUACCUGUGCGAACAAAUCCUGAUGUCUCAUCACUUGGUUAACAAUUAUUCAAGAUGCUAUGAUAGCUCCAUAACUUAUACUACACGAUAGAAUUCUUAACUUUCGUUACUAUCUCCUGUUGAACUCUAUUCAUAAAAAUUAAGAACUUUCCAUGUUUUUGUAAUUUCAUUUUGCUAUCAUAUCUGAGAAAAUUGGACUUGUUUGAUAGAUUGCGGGACUAUUUCCUGGCGUUCACCAGUCAGAUUUAUGUUUCUCAUCACUAAUUGAAUGCUCGAGAUUCAUAAAUAAAAUUUUCUUCAUUUAUUUAGAUCCAAACGCUAACUGUCUCCUUAUAUCUUUUGGAUAUCAGAGAACUCAUAUCAUCCCCAUUAUCUCAUUCCGUAAUACAGAUACACCAUUAGUUUUUAAACCUUUGAUACAAGCCGCUCGUCGUCUCCACACAGGAGGAGCUCAUGCAAGCUGGAUGAUCCAGCGUUUGCUUCAGUUAAAAUAUCCUUCUCAUUCGGAACGUAUUACUACGGGACUAGCUGAGCGAUUGGCUCAUUCUUACUGUUGGCUAGCUUCCAAUUAUAGACAAGAAAUGGUUGAAUGGAAGUCUGAUGAAUUUCGUCGAAGUCAUACUGUCAAAGUACAACUUCCAUUUACUAAGCCAUCAACCGAAGACUUGAAAGCACUGGCUGAUCGUAAACGUGCUCAAACUGAACGCUUAUUGAAUGUGCAUCGAAAACGUCAACAGAAACAAUUUGAAUCAACUCAACAGCGCUUAGAUAAUCUUACUAAAGUGGAAAUGUUAAUGAAACAAGGCGAUUCUCCUAUUGUAAAGCAAAUUCUUUCCAACUUAGGUUUGUCAAAAGCGACGGAUUUAAGUCAUGAAAUUAACGCAUGUCAUAGAAUUAUGGAAAAACUACAAAUCCAACUUAAUUCGAGUAAAAUCGAGUCUACGUCAUCUAUCAAAAAGAUUGAAACGAAUAGCUAUGUUAAUGAUAAUCAAAAUGAUGAUGACGGUAAUGAUGAGAAAGAAUCGAUAGAUUUUGAUUCUGUUGAUGAAAGUCAGCAAGAUGGGAAAUUUAAAUCGUCUUAUUCUUAUUUACUGGAAAUGAUAAAUACUGUUUACACAAAUUCAUUUAACACGGUAACUAACGAAUUAACUGGUCGAUAUAAACGUGCUGCUGAAUUAUUAAUCUCUCAAACAUUACCGUCUGCCGUACAAACACAAAUGUCUCUAAAUACAAGUUCAAGUGAUUGGAAGUUCACUGAGGCUAAACUUCGUCAUCGCAUUGAAAUGGCACGAGAAAUCGAAUUUAUAAAUGGUGAAGAUUUUUGUCUGUGGUUAAAUUCACUAAGAGAUCGUCGAGUGUAUGUAUCAAAAAAACGAGCUCAACGUCAAAGUCGCGUAGACUUAGCAACACAAAUAGGCCUUCAUACAAAUGACCAAUUUGAUAUUGGAUCUGACCAAGAUAAUUUUACUAUUCAGUCUAGAUCUACACUUGGUACACAACCAAGUAUUUCUGCUAAUAAUUCUGGACGUAAUGGAUUGAGUAGUGAUUCUACAAAUUCUGGGAUGUAUAGGCCCGAUGAAGAUAAAUAUGAUGAUUCCAAAAAAGUUUUAACAGAACGUCGUCGUAUGCAGCUGGAAAAAAUACGUGCUAUGGCAGCUGAAUUAAAACCAUCAAGAGGUCGUUCUCGAGGAAAUGGACGUGGUAUGCGGUCGGGUGCCGUAUCUCGUGGGUCUUUAAAACCACGUGGCCGUUGUCGAAGUUUACGUACUGAGAAUGACAGUCGUGUUCCUUCUCUGGAAAUAAAUCUUGUUACUGAUGAAAACGACACAUUAGGCGAUGAAAAUUCUGAUUUACUGGGUUUCGACGAUUCAAUGGAAAUGGAACAGAAUAACUCUUCAAAUAGUUUGAAUCGUCUGUGGGAUCCUGAUGCUGAUGAAUAUACAAACGAAGAUUCCAGUCUCUCCAUUGUCACAAAAAAGACUAACGUCAUAUCUGAUUAUCGUGCUGAUAAUACAGGUGAUGAAAGUGAAAAUGAACGAGAUCAGUUAGCAGUUAUUGACAGUCUCUUGGCACUUUACGAUCCAGAAGCUUCAAAGGACUUAGGAGUUACAGAUUUAAGAGUUGAAUUAGAUCAAUUUUAUCAAAUUCAUGUUGAUACAGAACUAAUGCGAUCUCAUGAAGUUUUAUUUCAGCCAAGUUUUAUGGGUAGUUCAGAAUCCGGUCUCUCUGAUUGUUUAGAGUUUGUACUGCGAGAUACAUCACGUUUACUUGAUAAUUCAUCCGAGUCAAGCUUUCCUCAAAGAAUAUACCUAACUGGUGGCGUUGCUGCUCUACCUGGUCUUGUCGACCGAAUUCGAUGCGAUAUCAGGCCUUUAUUACCUGUUGGAUCAAAAUGGGAUAAUAUUGAAGUUAUUGUAGCUGCUGAUCCUCAUUUGGACGCAUGGCAUGGAGCGCGUCAUUUCGCGAACUCAUUGUAUGCUGAACAGUACUACACAACUAAGCAAAUGUAUGAAGAGUACGGUUCAUAUUAUUUUAAAGAUCAUCCUUUAGGUAAUCGUUAUUGGAUCAAUACAAACUGAAGCAUUGAACAUGCAAAACCUAUUGAUUCCUUGUAGAUAAGAUACCAGUGUACCACUAACUGCAUUCUUUGCUUUAUGUGAAAAAUCUUCCAUAUAUUAGAUGUAAUUAAUUUUCAACAAACACAACUAUCCCAUUUGAAUAAUUUAUGUAUUCUAUUAUAUAGAUAGAUUUCAUAGAUAGAAUUCAGAUCGCAUUUUUCCCUUUUUCAAUUCCAUGGUAUUUUCACAAUCUUAUUUAAUUAAAAAAAAGUAAAAUCUUUACUUCUAUAC